AUGACUUCCGAACCUAUUAUCGUUAUCACUGGUGCCACCGGUGUCCAAGGCGGCAGUGUUAUCCGUGCAUUACAAGCAACUGGCAAAUUCAAAUUGAGAGCCGUAUCCCGCAAUCCUGAAAGUGAUGCCUCCAAAGCGCUUAUCGAAAAGGGCGUGGAAGUUGUUCAAGGCAAUGCGAAUGAUGGUGAAUCCAUGAAGAAGGCCUUUACGGGUGCAUGGGGUGCAUUCCUUGUUACCAACUUUUGGGAUCCUGCAGCAAAGGGGGCCAAUGAUACGGAUUUGGUCCAAGGAAAGUUGCUUGUGGAUGCUGCCAAGGAGGCUGGUAUUCAAUACAUUGUAUGGUCAUCGCUUGAGGACAUUCAGGGCAAGAGCAAUGGCAAGCUUCUCGUACCUCAUUUCUCAUACAAGAACAAGGUUGAGCAAUACAUCCGAUCCAUUGGGUUUGAUGCUGCUUUUGUCUAUGCUGGGUACUAUGCUUCCAACUGGAUCGGCUUUCCACAACUUGCAGGUCCCCUUCGUAACCAAGAUGGAUCCAUUGUCAUCCACUCGCCAUUCCGCGAUGAUGUAAAGAUCCCUAUCAUUGAUAUGGAUGCGGAUUUUGGCAAGUUUGUGGCACCAGCGUUCCUUGAUCCCGUAAAAUUCCAUCACAAAAAGAUCAUGGCUGCAUCAGAGUACAUCACUGUCCCACAAAUGGUCGAAGCUUAUACAUCCGUUACGGGAGAGGAAAUCACUGUCAACUAUGUCCCUUUUGAAAAGAUCAUGGAGAUCCCCAACGCCAACAUGUUGCCUCCUACCAUGUUCCAUGACGUCGUUUGCAUGUUCAAUGACCUUGGCUACUUUGUUGGUGCUCCUCUGGAACCUACCCAAGCCCUUUAUGACCAUGAUCUCAAGCUCAACUCUUUCAAGGAUUGGAUUCGUACCUCAGGAUUCAAGGUCCCACCGCCCUCUGCUCCAACACAAUAG
This is a messenger RNA of Lichtheimia ornata, 963 nucleotides long. RefSeq lists its product as uncharacterized. The record is from RefSeq and is a predicted model, not a curated record. The transcript has a single exon. Bases 1 to 963 code for a protein of 320 amino acids. Lineage: Eukaryota; Fungi; Mucoromycota; Mucoromycetes; Mucorales; Lichtheimiaceae.